Messenger RNA from Fundulus heteroclitus (mummichog), 1774 nucleotides. RefSeq names its product serpin peptidase inhibitor, clade E (nexin, plasminogen activator inhibitor type 1), member 3 (gene serpine3). Gene Ontology annotation, molecular function: serine-type endopeptidase inhibitor activity. The record is from RefSeq and is a predicted model, not a curated record. Gene Ontology annotation, biological process: negative regulation of endopeptidase activity. Bases 372 to 1631 code for a protein of 419 amino acids. The transcript has 9 exons. Lineage: Eukaryota; Metazoa; Chordata; Actinopteri; Cyprinodontiformes; Fundulidae.
GACAUGCCUCCCUCCGCCUGGCUCUUUAUAGCCCCCGAGGAGGCCGGAGUCCCCGGACGAUUGGUACGGACAUCGCUGACCGCAACCGCAAGCGAGAAGAAAGUUUCCCCCCUUCACACACCAUCUCAUGACUGUUUCAGAGGGACAGACGGCCGGAGGACUGAGCCAGAGGCUGCCAGCCAGAGCAAGGCGGAGUAACCCGGUGACAAGGAGCAGUGGACAGCGACUGAGAGAGCACAAGCUGGCUGCACAGCCUGAAUGGUUCCAGUUACCUUGAACUGCUGCUGCCUCACCUGUUCACAGGCCUGAUUUUUUUUGGACCACUUAUUGAACCCUGUGGACACACGUCCUCCCCCUGCACAGCUGAGGACAUGUGUCGCCUGCCCUUGGCUUCGGUCCUGGUGCUCCUCUGCUUGGCAGAGAGGAGCCACUGUACCGGCAGCUUCCAGGACAGCAUGAGGGAGCUUCACGGCAGGUUUGCCGUCAGCCUCUACCAGACGCUCACCGGGACGGAGAACAGCUCCAACCUGAUCGUGUCUCCGGCGAGCGUUUCCCUGUCCCUGGCCCUGCUGCAGCUCGGCGCCAGGGGCAACACCCGGGCUCAGCUGGAAGCAACGCUGGGAUACAACGUGAAUGAUGCUCAGGUGCGAGACUUCCUGUUGCACUCCCAGGGCGACCUGAGCAACAGCAGCCAGGGGACGUGGCUGCAGCAGACCUGCACGCUGUUCAUCCAGAGCGGAGUCCAGCUCCUGGCCGAGUUCACGCAGCAGGCUGCGGCCUGGGCCAACGCCAGCGUGCUGCGAGCCAACCUCAGCCAACCCCAUCACGCUCGCAGCCGUUCGGAGCCAGCAGGAAACAGCCACGAUGAGUGGUGGCCUCUCCAGUCUGGGAGCAGCAGCGGGGAGCUGUCGGGCUCCGGCGAGGCCCAGGCAGAAGCCCUUUGGUGGGGGCGACGGCCGCAGGUGGCUCUGGUCAACACGGUGGCGUUCAGCGGCGUCUGGCAGAAACAGUUCAUGUCCAGCAGCACCCAGAACCUGCCCUUCAUCCUGUCUGACGGGAGCACCAUCAAGGUCCCCAUGAUGCAUCAGGCCGCAGAGGUCCGCUUUGGUCAGUUCAGGACGGCCUCGGACCAGCGCUACACCGUGCUGGAGCUGCCCUACCUGGGCCGCUCCCUGAGCCUGCAGGUGGUCCUGCCCAGCGAGAGGAAGAGCCCGCUGUCCCUCCUGGAGUCCCAGCUCACCUCUCGUCAGCUGGCCUCCUGGGACUCCGGCCUGCGCAGGACCAAGAUGGACAUCUUCCUGCCCAGAUUCAGUAUGCAGAACAAGUUCAGCCUGAGGUCGGCGCUCCCUGCUCUGGGCAUCAGUGACGCCUUCAACCCGACGGCAGCAGACUUCACGGGGAUUUCAGUGGAGGAGGGUCUUUAUGUGUCCGAUGCCUCUCAUGAAGUCAGAAUUGAAGUUACAGAGGAUGGGACGAAGGCGGCCGCUGCAACAGCUAUGGUGCUACUCAAACGGUCCCGUGCUCCUGUCUUCAAGGCGGACCGGCCAUUCUUAUUUCUGCUUCGCCAGGUUCACACAGGCUCCAUCCUGUUUAUGGGCAGAAUGAUGAACCCUGCAGAGCGAGCGAUAUGACGCGCUUCCACCCCGCAGCCGUCCGUACCGACCGUUUUCACCAGCAGUAUUUAUUUAUGGACCAAACGGAAGAUACACUUCAGCAAGAGAGAUGUUAUUUUUGUAAAUACCUGUAAAUAAAAUUUUAAUAUCUUUUUACACUG